Acytostelium subglobosum LB1 is the source of this 1392-nucleotide messenger RNA. RefSeq lists its product as hypothetical. The annotation marks the transcript as partial. Gene Ontology annotation, biological process: protein targeting to vacuole; vesicle-mediated transport. The record is from RefSeq and is a predicted model, not a curated record. NCBI's taxonomy places the organism in Eukaryota, Evosea, Eumycetozoa, Acytosteliales, Acytosteliaceae. The transcript has 4 exons.
AUGACAGAUAUUGUCAAUAGUAGUGAUGGCACUACAACAACAGUUAACAAUAAUAAUAAUGGCGAAGUGAUUGAUGAUGCAGCAAGCGAUACAUUGAUUAUAUCACCACCAUCGACUAUUGAUGAGACUACACUGGCUGGUAUAGAUCAUCCAGUGUUGGUGAAGAAGUACGCACACGAGGACUCGUCCACACCAAAUUGGUUCCUGCACAAGAAGCAUUUCUUUAUCUUCUCGGCAUCGGGCAAGCCAAUCUACUCACGCUACGGAGAUGAGGUCCAGCUCAACACAUUCAUGGCGACACUCAGUGCAAUGACAUCGUUCGUCGAGGCACAGAACGACGAUCUGCGCUUCAUCACCGCUGGCGACUUUAGCUUUGUCUUCCUCAAUCGAUACCCUCUGGUACUGGUCAGCAUCUAUCAGACGAGCGAGCCACCCAAGAUCAUCCAAGGUCAACUAGACUACAUCCAUGCACUCAUCGUCUCACUCCUAACUCAAUCAAAUAUCAAAGCUGUAUUCGAUGCCAAGUAUGACUUGCGUGAUCUUCUAGGAGGUACCGACAAGUUCUUGGACAAUCUGAUCAAGAUGAUCGACAACGAUACAGCAACGCUGCUCAACUCUGUAAAUUGCCUUCGACUCAACUGUAACACCAGAAACGAAAUCACUACCAUCAUCCAAAGUAACAAGCAUGAGAAUGUAUUGUUCGCAUUACUUGUAUCAGGUAACAAACUGAUCAGUAUAGUUAAACAGAAGAAGUAUUCAUUGAAGCCACAGGAUAUACAUAUAUUGAUGAACUUUGUAUCAUCGACAUCGUCAUUCAGAGAGUCAGAGUCAUGGAUACCUAUCUGUCUGCCCAACUUCAAUGACUCUGGAUUCCUCCAUCUUUACAUUUGCUAUAUUACACCAGACGUUUGUCUACUUCUCUUCUCUGCCCAAGCAGAGGCCUUUUACAAUCUCAGCUCAUCAAAGAAUGCAAUAGUCAAGGAACUUGAAUCAAGAAACUUGGUCGAGGAAAUAAGCAAGGCAGUAUUGAGCCAUCAUUAUACGGUGCAGCAGACAGAGGUGCCGCACUUGUUGCACUUUAUGUAUAAAUCACGAUCGACUCAGUUCACAACGUCACCAAUGUUGACGGCGCCCUACAUCCAGAAGCAGGAAAAGAAACGACUGUUCCGCUUAUACCAGCACAUCACCAACCGAGUCAACAACAGCAGCACCAAGCCGCACAAGUACUUCUAUCACACCAGCCAGCACGAGACCGUCAUCGUCGCCGUGGCCAGCUCGCACGAGCUCUACGCAACAUUCAGUCCGCUGGAGACCAAGCAGAACGUCUUUGAAUCCUUCUCUGCACUACUGCAAUGGAUCAAGGACAACGAAUCCACACUCUUCAUCCAGAUG